AUGGUUCGACGCGCCAAAGUCGUCUUGAAGUGUUUCUCACCAUUGAGCGAUCCUGGAAACCACGGCUCAGACCCAUCCACGAGUCUUCAAGUCGCUCCGUUUCAGUCUGAAAACAACUCGAUCUGGAUCGGAUACCAUGACCAGCCUUUGAGAAAGUAUCUAGGCGUCUUUCCUAGCUUUGACGAGGUCAUUGGCCGAUGCCAACGCAAUGCCCUUGCUGGCGGCGCGAAUGCCGCUUUUCCUCGAUUCGUGACAGAUCCGCGACAAGGGAGCGGUACUGUUAGCGAUCCGGACCGUCCUGGACGUUAUCUGAAACAUGUCUGUUGUGCUGGUUGUCAAAAACUUGGUACCGACUGCGAGAAGUUGACACUCGAGUUCCUUCCGGUUGCGGCUAACAAUGGCAAAUACCGUAAGGUUUUCUUGGUCGAGUACAGAUUCUAUCUUAGAGGCGAACAGAUGGUUGCGCUAUUACUCCACGUAAGCCAGGGGAGAUACUGCUUCCAAAAGACAGACGGCACUUUGUCAAGGGUGCUCGCCAUGGACUCGAAACAUCGAUGUCUCAAUCCGUUGGCUCAUGACAGUGAGGAAAACUCAGACACUUCUAGUCUGACCCAGUUCGAUUGUGUCGAGGACGAAGAUACAACAGAUACUCGCGAAUCGCCUCGUGUGUCUCUACGAUCCAGUCAACACCACCAGCCACAAGAACAAGUAAUUGCAGUUGCGAGACCGUCGCCACACAAUCUACCUCUACCGCAAGAACCGAUAUCUCAACCCCGCUCUCGAGGUAGUGUUGUGAUCGAAUUGUCAGAUGAGGAUGUAUCAUCGCCUGUCAAGCAAGAACAACUCGAGCAAUCAGAUCAACCACACCCUUCGGCUCUCAUACCUUACAAGACACCAACCCCAACGCCAGUAUCCACACCAUCCAUUGCGUACAGCGAAGACAUGUCGUUCACCAGCCACUUCGGACCAGACCCCCUUGCCGAAGAAUACGGCCGAAUCACCACUCAGAUCUUCCAAGAGUACUCCAUGAGAGUAUUUGCGUUACCAGAAGUCACGAAUCUCUUCCAGAGGAUGAAGCAAGCUGUAAAAGCAGGCGACAGAGCUGCUCUUUGCCGUGCUUACGGGGCUCUUCAGGCCUUCUUGAUCACGGUUGAGUAG
Molecule: messenger RNA, 1158 nt
Organism: Aureobasidium namibiae CBS 147.97
Lineage: Eukaryota; Fungi; Ascomycota; Dothideomycetes; Dothideales; Saccotheciaceae
Exons: 2
Coding region: 1-1158 (385 amino acids)
Source: RefSeq, a predicted model, not a curated record